This is a messenger RNA of Astyanax mexicanus (Mexican tetra), 7792 nucleotides long. It is a transcript of the gene plekhh3, whose product is annotated as pleckstrin homology, MyTH4 and FERM domain containing H3. The record is from RefSeq and is a predicted model, not a curated record. Gene Ontology annotation, cellular component: cytoskeleton. Lineage: Eukaryota; Metazoa; Chordata; Actinopteri; Characiformes; Acestrorhamphidae. Gene Ontology annotation, biological process: signal transduction. The transcript is spliced from 13 exons. Bases 519 to 2780 code for a protein of 753 amino acids.
AGCGGGAGAGGAGCUGGAGGGACGGAGCCUGCGGAGUCUGCGCAGGAGAAACGCAUUAAUUACUAGUUUAAUAAUAAUAAUAAUAAUGGGGUCUGAACAGCUUCAGAGGGGAACAACAACAGAGGAGGAGGAGAAGUAGAAGACAGCAGGACUGUAGAGUGAAAACUGACCCUCAGCAGCUCUGGAGUUCAGGGAUUACAGUGUUGGAGGAUAAUACGUAAAGGCAGCGUGAGACUGUAGCUCAUUUUGGGCUUAUUUUUGACACUUUUAGGAUUUUUGCCGGGCUCUGCGGGCUCUCUUCGCAAUGCUCUGGCCGCAGGUCCCCGGCUGGGGCAGUGCUCCGCGGCGCUGAGGCGUUAGUGAGGGAGUUAGUGAGCCGGCGCAGCGUCUGCGUUUGCCCCCCGGCGCCGUUUUCCUGCCCCCGCUUUUCCAGCAAGUCUCCCUCUGCUUCUUUCUCUCUAACUGUGGAUACUUGGCAGCGUUAGCGGACAGGCGCUGCGGGCCACGCCGGGGUUUGAAUGCCUCUGCACGGCGCUUGCUGGUUCCUGUGCUGCAGGCAGGGCUUCAGCUUGCUGGGACGGGAGCAUGGAGAGAAGGAGGAGGAGGAGGAAUCGUUCGAGUUGCGCAACAGCGCGCAGACGGGCCAACUGGAAGUGACUCUGUCUCAGCCCACGCGAUCAGCCAAUGGCACGCCCAGUCUGUCAGGUGUGUGUGAGGAGAACAGCCGGCUGAUCGUGAAGAAGGCCAUGGAGGAUGAGCCGGAGGUGCUGGUCAAGGGCUGGUUGCUGCGUGAGGUGUCGGGAGGUUGGCUCAGACAGAGGAGGUUCUGGUUCACGCUGACUGCCGACUCUCUGGACUGCUACAGCGGCCCGGAGAAAGACGCCCGCAGACUGAGCAUGCUCGUACUGACUUCACUCUGCUCUGUACUGUGGCCUGAUAAACACACCUACAAACAGACAGGGUACUGGGGUCUGACAGUCUACGGGAGGAAACACUGCUAUAAGCUUUUCACUAAACACUUUAAUGAGGCGGUGCACUGGGCGUGUGCAGUGCAGAAGGUCAUCGACAGCAAAGCACCAGUGGAGACGCCAACACAGCUAUUAAUACGGGACAUAGAGGAGAAUAAGUUUAAUCCUGAGGUUGUGGAGCACAUCUACCAGCACAACCCCAUCCUCACCUACACACAGAGUCCACUCUACGCCCCCCUGCUGCCUUUCCCCUACGGAAGCCUGGACCACACGCACAUGGCAGGUAAAGGCUACACGUCGGUGCGUGAGGAGGCGGUGAGGCUGUUUAACUGCCUGCAGCAGCUGGAGUCGGCGCCGGAGCCUGUUCCUCUCAUACAGGGCAUCCUACAGACCGGCCUGGACCUACGGCCACUGCGUGACGAGCUCUACUGCCAGACCAUCAAGCAGACCAGCAUCACACCCAAGCGCACACAAACACAGACGCAGCCCAACCCACAACUGCGCUACUGGCAGCUGCUGACCUGCAUGAGCUGUACCUUCCUGCCCAGCAGCAGCGUGCUCAGAUACCUGCGCUUUCACCUAAAGAGGGUCCAGAGUGUUAGUGUGGACACAGAGGUGGAGAGUUAUGCCUGGUUCAUCGCUCAGGCUCUGGAGAAGACGCGCUGCCGUGAGUGUGUCCCAUCCUGGGAGGAGAUCCAGGGGCUGAUGGGUCGUCAGGAGAUGCUGUGCACUGUCCACUACCCCGGCCCGGGCUGCUGCAGGAUAGCCAUCAGCUCACACACUACUGCUAAUGAGUUGGUGAGGAAAAUGGCCGAGCGGUUAGGUCUGCAGGACAGCCCCAACACCUUUGCCCUCUUUGAGCAGAAAGCGUGCCGGGAAAGGGUUAUCGGAGGUGGCACCAUCAUCGCUGAUGUUAUCACCAGAUUUGAGAAUCUCUCUGUGAAGGAGCCGGACUCAGAGUGGAGACUGUGUUUUAAACUCUACUGCCUUCUGGACACAGACAACAUCAGCACAGACAGCAUUGAGUAUCUCUUUCUUUAUGAGCAGUGUCAUGAGAUGGUGGUGCGUGGUCAAUUGCCGGCGUGUGAGGAUGACCUGUUAUCUCUGGCCGCUCUGAGGCUGCAGGCAGUGCAGGGUGAUUACAGCGCUCUGGCUCCGUUUCCUGCUCUGGAGCAGGUUUUUCCAGCACGGGUUCUUGAGGCCCGAGCCCUGCUGACUCCUGCGGAACCCCAGGGCUGCCCCCCGCCCUUCCCCGCCGGGCUGCUGGCAGGGGCCCUGUGGGGCCAUAAGAGGCGCGAGGAGCAGGACCAGCGGCUGCGGGCACGGCUCAGAGAGGAGGCCGCCCUGACCACCACCGCCAUCCUGGAGCGCUGGAAGGCCCUGAGUGGCUACAGCCGCCGAGACAGCAUGGCUGCUUACCUCACCAUCGCACGCCAGUGGUCAGGGUUUGGCUGCACGCUUUACGAGGUGGACUUCUACAUAAGUUCUACAGGUAGUUUCUCGCAGCGGUUGUGGCUGGGUGUGGCAGCGUCCUGCGUAUCUUUGUACCGACAGGGCGAGGCGGAGGCCCUGGAGUGUCUCCCUAUUGCUCAGAUCUGCUCGUAUGGCGUCUCUGACAGCAACACCUUCAGAAUUACCGCAGGUGACAGAGAUCUGCUGUUUGAGACUUCCAAGCUGACUGAGAUCAUGCAGUUGAUGAAUGCCUACUUCAGUGCCACCCGACGCCAGCUGGGCAAGGAUGACUGCAUCACCAUGGAAACCACCCCCAAGCUCCGCCCUUCCCUGCUAGAACUGCCCUCUCAUCCGGUGUGAAGACACAUGCGCGCGCGCACACACACACUCACACUCACACACAUAUACAUAAAAAGAAAGCAACCCUGACUGAUUGCCUGUGUGAGCCUGUUCUGAGAGACUCUGAGAACCGGACAAAGAGAACCCUGUUCACUCCCUGUAUCCAGAACGAAGGAAGAAAUGGAGAAAGCGAAAGAGAAAAUCAAAGGGGUGAAAAGGGGAAAGAAUGAAGGAGCAGAUGGACUCCAAAAGAAGACGGGGUCGGGACUGUCAAACGCCAAAUUCCAACUGGAACACUGUGUACUAGUGUGUGUUUGUGUGUCUAUAUACACUCAUCGUCGUCUUAAAAAAAAAAAAAAAAAAGGCAAAAAUAGUUGCACCCAGAUAGAAAGUCCUUCUGAGAAUUACCAGGAACUAUAAAUAAUUUAAAUCUUGGACUGAUAUUGGAAACACUGGGUCAUAUUAUUGGGCUAAUAAUACAAAAAAGUAGUGUCUAAAAUGUAAAGGACACAUUAGAGGCGUAGAGAUUCCUAAGGGUGCCAUGCGAUAAUCCAUCCUAUGCAGCUUGAAUUACAAUCAAGCAGUCCUGCAGAUAUUGCAGUAGGGAUGUAGGAGUGUUGACAGAACAUCAAAAAGCAUUGUACAUCUUUAAUGCAAGCUCUUGAGAUGGCGGAGGUAUUUGGAUGAGCAUUGUCCUGUUGAAAGUAAAUCCACUGAUUGCAGGACCUCAACACAAGUCAAAAAAGCGGGACUCGUCACUGAAGAUGACUCCCUGCCAUUCUGAGUCACUUUAUGACAGUCUGGCACGACUACACAGCACGUUUCAUUCUUGUCUGUUGAUUCUUUCUGGGUGUAACAAUAUUUUUUGACGAUGAGUAUGUAUACUCGUGUGAGAGAGCGAGUGAGAGGAGCAGAGUAAAAAAGGAACUUUUUUUUUUAUAAAAAGCUGGAGGAAUUAUAUUGAAACACACACACGCACACUCUUGGCCUCCCUUGUGCACAGAAGGCCUCAUGUGAAUUUGAACUAUUAACAGACAUAAGUUGCUCCCUAAUGCCUCACGGACAUGGAAACGACUCCUUCAGCCAACUGACUAGUAAGUGUGUGUGUGUGUGUGUGUAUACAUGUGUGUCUGAGACAAAGAACGAAUGGAAUAUUCAAAAGCUGUUCAACAGAAACCAAAGGAUCUUUAGUCAGCUUCUGUGACUUCUUCUUUAGCGAAGUGUUUUUUGCUUUAUAUUUCGUCGGACGCUUCCAGCCACACCAGGUGCUGCUGCUGCUUGACCUGGGCUGUCCCCAAGACUGUUUCUCAGCCCAGUCAAUUUUUUAGGACCGUUUAAGGUGGUAUGUAGCAUCUCCUGUACAACAAUGAGUGAUAUGCUGGGAUCGUUUUGGAAAUGGCUGAUUAGAGCUGUUCCAGUAACCCAGCAGGAGCCACACUUCACUUCAACACCUCUUUUUCUUUCAACCAGGAAUAUUUGGCCAAACGUCAGAUUUUUCGGAAUUUCCCAGUAUCCUAAGUGUAGUCAACCAGCAAAAGGUUUGUUUGGUGUCUGAAGUUUGCUUCUUGGAAAAAAUCCCAACACUAACACCUGUAUUACAUGAUUCAGAUGUGAGUCACUCUGUAUAAAAGCAUCAGCCAAAUGCUAUUAAAGUAAAUUUAAAAUGGUAGCUUGCAGCUAUCAAUAUUAGCAUCAGGCUAAUAUUGCUCAUUCCUGAUGUCCUCUUCAUUUGCCUCAAACUGCGUGACGAUGAUGAUCAAUCAUUUCUUGGUAAUAGUUUGGCUGCUUGUUACCCAUGAACUAGACAAAACAUAAAGAAGUUGUCACUAACUUUCUAGCAAUAGCCAAUCCAAACUAACACAUUUUUAGCUGUUAUUUUUAAGCUUUAUCCCAUGUUCUCCCCAGUUUAUAAGGCCAAUUACCCAACCCACUCAUUAAGACUCCACCUAUCACUUCUGAUGCCCCAACACCAGUAGGGUAAGGACUAGCACAUGCCUCCUCUGAUACAUGUGAAGUCAGCCACCUUUCGAACUUUCCAUAGGAGCCAGCAAGUUCUGAGGAAAGUGCAGCGACUCGUUUUCCGAUACAUCAGCUCACAGAUGCUUUGUGCUGAGUGCCAUCACCCUUUGGUGUAAUAUGGGGAGAGAGCGCCAUCUGCCCACCCUGCACCAGCAGCUGAUGGCAAGCUACAUGACCAGGAUAUGAACCAGCAGUCUGCCGAUCAUGGUGGCAGCACCCAGCUGUUAAGCUUAUUUUACUACAUUAGCUCUGGUGCAAAACUAAAAAAAAAAAAAAAAACUUUAGACACUAAACAGGUCAUGUGUAAUCAACUACAUUUGGUUUAAUACACAUAAAAAAACCCAAGAAACUAGUAUCAGAAAUCUGCUUUUUUAUUUUUUAACUAGAGCUGAACAGGCUAAACAGCUAGCUAAAGUUUCUUUCAAACAUGCACAGAAACCCAAAAUCUUUUCCAACAUAAUCCAAAAAGGCUGUAUGUGUAAACCCACAUGUAAACAGAGCUAAACCAAUUUCGUAAAACGCAAACUAAAGAAACCAACUUCAGACACCAAUCACAUCCUUGCUAAUUGUGUACAUUUGUUUUUGCUGAUCUAUUGCUUUAACAUUAAUUUGAUAGUGAUUAUUAUGAUAAUAGUGUGUUUAGACUGAAGCCAGGCCCCAGUUUCAGUCUGUUGCUCGGCUUUGUCGUGUAUAUGUAGGAUUUAUGUUUAAAGGGUCAGAACCUGUUCAUAACCUGUCUCUCAUCUGCUGAGCAUACUUUCAUUUUGCCUUUUCUAUAAUAUUGUUACUGUAUGUAGAUUUUAUUUAUGGAUGUCUGUUGUGUGAAAUCUGUGUGGAAGCAAGUGUUGUUUUAUUUUUUUUUGUUUAUUUGUUUUUAUUUGUCCUUUUUACCUUUGUUUUUAUAUCUCUUUAUGGACCUAUAAUUCUAUUUUAUUUCAUUUCAAUAACUUCAAAAAGCCCUUGAAUAACCAGUGUCAUGAUAUAUAGCCUAUUGCUGAAUGUUCAUACACAGUUUAUAACACUCAUUUAGAGAGCUAUGAUAUGGAAACAGAUGCAUACACCCUGUGUUUUGUUUUGUUUACUUUUCUUUUUAGUGUAGAUGAAUUCAGUAAAAUAGCACAGUAAACGUUGAAUAUUAUUUAACAUGGACCAAAUAUCUUGGGGUCUGAGCCCUUUUGUUGUAAAAUAACUGCCACACUACCCACAAUUAGGCAAUACAACUCAUUUAGUCAGACUCAAAUUAAGCAUUAGCUUUUUUCCCCCCUUUAGCUGUGCCUCAGGAAAUAGUUAGCUGUAGCCACCUGUGCCUAAAGCCCUCAUUGCUAACGCCACAGAUUAGCACACUUUGCAAGCUUGGGCUAAUUUGUUGUUGAGCUAAUUUAUGAACUGCUAAUAAAGUUACACCCCGAACCCUUAAUGUAGUCUCUGAGCCAAGACAAGCCAAAGUUAGCAAGCCUGAAACUUAGCAAGCCUGAAAUUUAGCUAGCUAGUUAGCUAAUUAUUUUAAUUUUCUCCUGGAGCUACAAGGCUAAUGUAGCUAACAAAUAAUGCUAACAAAGCUAAUACUUAGCAGUUACCUUUGUGCCUAAAUCACAUUGCCCAUUGCUUCUCUACAUCUCCUUACCUGAACCUGUAUUAAGUAAUCGCAAACAGACUUUUUUAAUUGGCCAGUUUCUUACACUAUACUACUAUGGAAGCCCAUUUCCACCACUUGGGAAAAAAAUUAAGAUACUAAGGCAUAAUUACGAGAAAGUAAGUCAUAAUUAUGAGGUAGUAAGUUAAAAUGAUAAGAUACUAAGCCAUAAUUAAGAGAUAAUUAGUCAUAAUUGUGAUAUAAUACGCCCAAACUUAAUAUCUCGUAAUAAUGACUUAGUAAAGGACCCCAUUUUUUUUAGAGUGGCAGAAAUGGGCUUCCAUAGUAUAAAGGGGAAACUGGAAGCUACAAUAUUUGCAGCCACUAUGGUUAGCUGAUUUAGCCUAGCAUGCUACCAGCGAUACAAGCCAUAUAGCUUAGCUUUUAUUUCUAGAAACUCAAAUUUAGGAUCUCUAUUAUGCAGUUUUUACUAUUAGAAUUUUGAACUGUGAAAAUGUUACUAGUUGUACUAUCAGAUGUACAAAUCUAUAAUGUACACAUAGUAAUACAAAUAAUUAUGGUAGAUAUGUGUGCCUGGACCUUUUAUUAGUAAAAAAAAAAUAGCUAGAAAAAGGAGUGAGGAUCUAUAUAAAUAAUCUUUGUGUAUUGUGUUCUCUGAAUUUAAGGUUAUUAAAAAGGAAUUUAUCCUUUUUGGAGUAACUAUGACUAGUCAACAUUUACAUUGAGGAUAUGAAGUCCUGGCAAAAAGACUGUACUUAUUUUAUUUAUAAACCAGUAGAUCUGAUAGUACUAGAGAAUUGGUUAUUAGUGAUACAAGCUGUAACAGAGUUUUUACUGUCAUUUUAGGCUAAAACAGUUUAUCAUAAGCUAUAGUUGCUACAAAGUGGCUGCUAAUACUGAAGCUAGCUCCUCAUACCUCCACAAUAAAACUAAUAAAACUAAAAAGCAGAACUUCAGGCUGGUUGACCUCGGGGUUAAAGAUUAAAUUUGUGUUUUUGACAAACUGCCACUUUCUCACACUUUUCCAAUAACAUUUCAGGUGCUUGUGAACCUUCUUGCCCUCCCCCCUUCCACAUUGUGUUGACCCCAGUAGAAUUUAUAGCCCCCAAGAUGUAUUGAACCCAAUCUUGAUCACCGUUUGUGGAUGCCAUGAUGACCCUGUACUGUCUAGCAAAGCCACUGUCCCAUGUGUCACUCAGCAGCUGCAGGCAGCUCCGCCCACUGUCUUAAAGUAACACGCUACACCUAACACAACACAGCAGAAUGAAUGGUGACUCUGUUUAAGUCGUUUAUACGCCUCAAGGUACUUUUUCUCUAUGUUACGCGUGUAUCGUCAGUUGCACUAUUGUUUGUACAGCUAACUUGAAUGUGCAAUAAUAAAUACUGUAUGUAAUUAAAUAAUAAAGGCAGCACCAUUGGA